UAUAUUUAAUUGUUUUCGAAUCAAUAUAUGCGUAUUCUAUAUCUAUGCGUUAAAUCUUUUGAUAGCUAGCUAUUUGUGACGAUGGAUGAAUCCCAAGCGGGACAUAACCAUGAACGCAACAAAACUAAAACAAGUUUUACAAAGUCGCGCUCAGCAAAGUCUGGGUGGGUAACCAGCGACCAAAAAUUGACGGGUAAAACUGUUGUAAUAACUGGAGCAAAUACCGGAAUUGGGUUGGAAACAGCAGUGGACAUGGCUGAACGUGACGCCAAACUGAUCAUAGCUUGCCGAGAUCCACGGAGAGGAGAAUCCGCACUCAAACACAUAGUCGCCGAGACGGGGUCACAACGUGUACGUUUUUCCUUAUUAGAUUUGUCGUCGUUUUCCUCCGUUAGACAAUUUGUCGAAAAUUUCAAAAACGAAGAGCAACGCUUAGACAUUCUCAUUAAUAAUGCAGGAAUUAUGAUGUGCCCUCAGUCUACUACGCAAGACGGGUUUGAGACGCAUUUUGGAGUGAAUCACCUUGGCCACUUCCUACUAACCUACUUACUGCUCGACUUAAUCAAGGCAAGCGCACCAAGCCGCAUAAUUACAUUAUCGUCUGUAAUGCACAGACGUCUGUACAACGCUCACAUUCAUUGGAAUGAUUUAAAUUUGAAAAAGUCAUAUAACGCAAGAGAUGCAUACAGUCAAAGUAAAUUGAUGAAUGUCUUAUUUUCAAGAGAACUUGCAAAAAGACUGGAAGGGACUGGAGUAACAACAUAUUGCGUGCAUCCAGGCCUAGUAAACACAAAAUUGGUGAAAUACGCUGGAACUCACGGAAACUGUUGGGACACUCUAUUUGGAUGCGUUACGAAGUCAACAAAAGGUUUUUGGAAGACUCCGAGACACGGAGCACAAACUACUAUUUAUUGUGCAAUCGCCCCAGAAUUGGAGAAUGAAACAGGGAAAUAUUACAGUGAAUGCAAGAAAGCAAGAGAAGCAUCAUCAGGGAGAGAUGAUGGAGCAGCAUGUAAACUAUGGGAAAUCAGCAUGAACCUAGUGGAACAAAAUUAGCAAUAAUUAUUUUCUGCUCCUCUGAGAUAAUUCUCUUCAAAAAUAAGAAGAUAUAAAUUAUUUUACCAUUCCUUUGUGGAGUUAAAUUCUGUAAAACUGGGAUGCCGAUCAGUUUUCCCUAUCCGCUUAUAGAGUACGAAAAAGAAACGUCGCGAUGUUUUCCUCAAUCUCCUUAAACUCGGUAAAAAGGAUUUCGGACGUGACGCUAUGACAUAUUCAAAACAAAGAAUCCGCCUUUCCAUCAGCACAAGGGGUAAUUAAAGAUUGCACCAUACCAAAAUGUCUUCAAAUAUCAAAAAACUUAUGGAAGAUCACCAAGCUGAUCCAUCUUAUCAGAAAAACACGAUGUAUAUACUAUGAUUUAAUUAAUUUUCUUUGCAACUUUAUGUUUUUUUUCGCGUGGACGGGCGG
Molecule: messenger RNA, 1467 nt
Organism: Styela clava
Lineage: Eukaryota; Metazoa; Chordata; Ascidiacea; Stolidobranchia; Styelidae
Product: retinol dehydrogenase 12-like
Source: RefSeq, a predicted model, not a curated record